GCUCCGCCUCAGCCCGCCUCGGGCCCGGGUGCGGCGAGCGAUGUGGCCGGCGGGGCCGGAGGGGCUGCGCAGGGCGUGGACGGCCCUGCGGGCGGGGGCCGCGGCGGGGAAGGCCCUGAGCGGCGGGGCCGCGGCGCAGGCGCAGAGCCGGCCGCCAUGCUGGAGCUGCGGGGGGGCGGCGGCGGAGGAGGCCGGGGACGCGCAUGCGCUCUUCUGCCCCACCUGCCGCGCGCUGCAACCGCCCGACCCGGCGCGCGACUACUUCCGCCUCAUGGACUGCUGCCGUUCCUUCACAGUUGAUAUCCGAAAGCUGCAACGCAGGUACCAACAGCUACAGAAUUUGGUUCACCCCGACCACUUCAGCCAGAGGUCUCAGACCGAAAGGGACUUUUCAGAGAAGCAUUCUACGCUGGUCAACGAAGCCUACAAGACUCUUCUGAUUCCACUAAGCAGAGGGUUGUAUCUUCUGAAGCUGAGUGGUUUGGUAAUACCCGAGGGCACAGACAGUGAAAUGGACACGCAGUUCCUUGUGGAAGUCAUGGAAGUCAAUGAAAAACUGGCAGAAGCUCAGAGCGAGGCUGCGAUUGAAGAGGUCGAGACCUUAGUCAAAGAUAAACAGAAGAAACUGACUGAAGAUGUAAGCAGAGCUUUUGAACAAGAUGAUCUUCAAAAAGCCAAGGAACUUUUAACAAAAAUGAGGUACUUUUCAAAUUUGGAAGAAAAGGUGAAGAUAAAGAAGAUACCUUCCUAAUUUCACAUCCAUUAACAUCGAUACUGAAUUUCAUGAGAAUGCUCACUACUUUAAUGGAAUUUUUUGUCUUAAUUGAGCAGAGGCAUAUUAAAAGACCUGAUUUCCAAGUCUUGGAUCAGAUAUGUAGAAUUGUC
Ornithorhynchus anatinus (platypus) is the source of this 885-nucleotide messenger RNA. It is a transcript of the gene HSCB, whose product is annotated as HscB mitochondrial iron-sulfur cluster cochaperone. The coding region runs from base 41 to 751 and encodes 236 amino acids. The transcript is spliced from 6 exons. Gene Ontology annotation, biological process: [2Fe-2S] cluster assembly; protein complex oligomerization. Gene Ontology annotation, cellular component: mitochondrion. The record is from RefSeq and is a predicted model, not a curated record. Lineage: Eukaryota; Metazoa; Chordata; Mammalia; Monotremata; Ornithorhynchidae. Gene Ontology annotation, molecular function: protein-folding chaperone binding; ATPase activator activity.